CCAAGGGGAAUUGAGCGGCGCGCAGUGGCCGAUGGGAAUCGUAGUUUCGUUUACCCCCCCUUGGUGUGCAGCCGCGCAUGCUCGAGGAAGGUUAAAGGGAAGGAGAAGAGGGGAUGCUUAGCGGGGUCUGGUAACGGAAUGGUGGGUUCUCGUUUGGGCUGAGAGCAUGGCAGCGCCAGGCUCUGAGUGGCAAGGAUGAGGAGCCGCCGGCUGAUGUACUCCGCUGUCAUGCGCCUCUUCCUAAGGUGCCUGCGGGUAGGUCAGCGGCGCCGGUUCUGGCUGACUCGGCACGUGCGGCAGCAGUGGUGGUACGGGCGUCUCUGUUUGCGAUCUCUAAUCUACAACUCCUUUGCUGAUGGUGACACUGCUCUUGAUGCCCUUUUUGAGCCCAUAUACUGGCUGGUGGAUCACGUCACCCGGUGGUUUGGGGUGGUUUUUGUGGCUCUUGUGAUCACACUAACCAGCUCAGUGGUGUGCAUAGUGUACGUCUGCCUCCUGCCACUCAUCCUUCGCACUUAUCCCAUUGGUUGGAUCUUUUGGCACUUUAUCUAUGGCCACUGGAAUCUCCUUAUGAUUGUCUUCCACUAUUAUAUGGCCAUCACUACUCAGCCUGGUUAUCCCCCACAGCAGUCAAAGAGCGAUGUUGCUGCUGUCUCCAUCUGCAGGAAAUGCAUUGCCCCGAAGCCUGCCCGGACCCACCACUGCAGCAUCUGCAACAGGUGUGUGUUGAAGAUGGAUCAUCAUUGCCCAUGGCUGAACAACUGUGUGGGACACUACAACCAUCGCUACUUCUUCUCCUUCAUGUUGUUCAUGACCAUGGGCUGCAUCUACAGCAGUGUCAGUGGCUGGGAUAUGUUCUGGGAAGCCUACGCUGCCAUUGAGAAAAUGAAACUUCUUGACAAGGAGAGACUGCACGUGACAGCCAAUCAGACUUACUCUCAAACACCACCACCCACCUUCUCCUUCCGCCAGCGAGCUUUCCACAAGAGUAUAGUGUAUGCCUGGGUCCUUUGCAGUUCUGUUGCCUUGGCGCUAGGUGCCCUUAUGCUCUGGCAUUCUGUCCUCAUCACACGUGGUGAGACCAGCAUUGAAAGACACAUCAACCGCAAAGAAAGAAGGAAGAACAAGAUGUUUCGAAAUCCAUACAGCUAUGGUCCUUUGGGCAACUGGAAGGUUUUCCUGGGUGUGGAGACUCAAAGGCACUGGCUUACCCGAGUUCUGCUGCCUUCUGCCCACCCACCCUAUGGUAAUGGUCUGAACUGGGACACUCCAUUCUGUGUUGCUGAACAGAAGAUUCCUCUACUAGCAAUCUGAGUUGGAUGAGAAGCAGAGUGCACCAGCUGGUACAAGACUUGGCCACAGGGUGCUUUCUUUGGGAAACAAACAGGAAGUUCAUUCCCUGAGGAGGAGGUGGCCUAAUGCAGUAGAGUUGAAUCAUCUGAACUGAGCAGAUUGCUCCAGCAGCCUUAGGAGAAAGGCUAAGGAACCUCCAGCUGCAGGCAGCUGAGGUGAGACAGAAAUGUCUUGCCUAUGUCUGUUUUGUGUUUGCACAUAAUCCAGCCAUGUAGGGCAACGUAUUGUUUCUCCUGAACAUGGGUGGAAAGGGAGGCAAGUUCUCUUUUGUCCCUUAAUUCCUGGAGUCUGGUUGGCAUGCCAGAGUCCUGCUGUUCUCCCUCUUGUGUAGACAGGAUUUUUUAAAAAAAACUUUGCAAAUAAAACCAUUUUUAAUAUG
This is a messenger RNA of Pogona vitticeps (central bearded dragon), 1732 nucleotides long. RefSeq names its product zDHHC palmitoyltransferase 16 (gene ZDHHC16). The record is from RefSeq and is a predicted model, not a curated record. NCBI's taxonomy places the organism in Eukaryota, Metazoa, Chordata, Lepidosauria, Squamata, Agamidae. Gene Ontology annotation, molecular function: palmitoyltransferase activity.